Molecule: messenger RNA, 4430 nt
Organism: Sycon ciliatum
Lineage: Eukaryota; Metazoa; Porifera; Calcarea; Leucosolenida; Sycettidae
Exons: 3
Coding region: 458-4126 (1222 amino acids)
Biological process (GO): neuropeptide signaling pathway
Source: RefSeq, a predicted model, not a curated record
ACGGCCGCUGAGCAAAUUCACGAAUCAAAUAAUCCACUCCCUAUUUUGUUCGGUACGAGGACAGUCCCAUUGAAACCGUGAGGAGUAGUAGAGUAGGCCGUACUGAUUAGUUAGUUACUAGAGCUAGUAGUAGUUUGCAAUCUUCCCGGGGCCCCAUGUGUUUCCUGGGAUAUUCGAAGUUCAUCGGAGCGAAGGUCUAUUUUUUUAUUGCAUAUCGGCCAGAAACUGGAGGCAUGCGACAUGGGGCACGCGCAUGUUGGUAGCCUCUUUUAGGAGUACAUUGUGAUGGACGAAACCGAUGAGCCCGAUCGCAAGCCAGGAAACUGAGCAGUUUCCAAACAACAGAGGCUGCUCUUCGGCAAGCUAGGAUUGCUGCUUGCGCCGUGAGCGGAACGCGUCGCAUUGGUCUUGGUGCUGGCGGCACUAAAUACAUUGUCGCGGAGUGAGUGACUGUGUCAUGACGAGUGGAGUCCUGGGCCGGGCAUAUAUCACACAAGCAGCAGCAGCACUCAUUGGGCGGCAAAGCGCACACUGCACAGUGGGGAAAGUGCAGCGUGUGGUCAUUCAUGUAGGCGCCCUGGCUGGGAUGAUCGUCUGCCAUGAUGUUCCGUUUGUGCGUCAUUGCAGCAGCAGCAGCAGCAGUUGCAACAGUUAUGUGACUGGUGAGCAAAGUGACAACGAAAGAAACCAGAAUGGUGCUGUUGGAGGCAGUGGCGGGAAUAGCAACUGCGAGCCCCGGUCACGUAUAGUCGCCGCGCAAUGCGUGCAGCUAAGGCAAAUGCUGAAGCAACAUUUUGUUUUUCGCAAGCAGGUUGCCGGACACUGGAUGCCGGGCAAGAUGCGUAUACACGAGGCAUUUCAGUUGUAUCACAAGCUGCGCUCGCAUGCGCUGGUUGACCAGUUGGAGAUCCAUGUACCAACUCAGUUUCUUUCCCUGUGGCUCGAGACAUGUGAUGAGGAGGCGAAGAUGCUGCCGACUCACGAUAUGGCGGAGCUGCUUCAAGCUUCGUAUCGUGUCCCAUUUCGCUAUGAUGCGUACGAGGAGAAGUUCGUGUCGCUCGUGUUUGCGGCCUUUGAGCUGAAGUGCCAGGAGGUUGUGGAGAGGAAUGAUGAUGCGGACUUGAUUGUCGUCAAGUGGCGUAAUCUGCUCAGGCUGGUUGUCGUGCUGAAGACGGCUUUUCCCAAUGCACCCAGUGACACAUUCUGCCAGCGUUUGGAGAAGGCGUUUUCCAUUCGCAUACUGACAUUUGCAAAGCCUGAAUGGCUGGUUGAUAUACUGGGCAGUUUCCUGCAGCUUGGGCCAUGCAGCCACCCUUAUCUACUAGGCAACAUGGCCUACCAUAUGCCAAGCAAAACCUCAUUUGUAGGCUACAUGAAGACAUUGAGUCAGAUGGUCGAAGAGCCUGCACAUCGUGCUCUGUUGGUGCGCCUGGUCAGAGCCAGACAGUUGACGACACACGUGGCGGCAUGUGUGGAGCAGUUUGGCUGGCCAGCAUUCCUCGCCGGUGAACCCUUUUUCCGCUGGACCGUGCAACACAUUCGCGGCUUUCCGUACUACCAGGAACUACUGCGUACCUGGGCUGUCGCCUUGGAGCACUACUAUCCCGGCAAGGCUGGCCUGGAUAUGCUGUCGCUGGCGCUCCUGCACGUCCGCUGGUUACGGGAACUGAAUCGAACAAGCGAGCGACUGCCGCCGCUUCUUCUACACAUCUGCCGGCAGAGCGAGCUGAGACUCUCCCUUGCUCAGCUCGGUCAGUUGCUGUGGCUGCUGUCGGACAGCGGCAUGGGCAUAUCUGGUGCUCAGCUACACCAGCUGCUCCUACGGUGUUAUGUACGCGAAACUGAGCUGUGCGAUGAGCAGUUGGUCAGCUCGGCCUGGGGAGAAAUAUUUCACUUUCUCGGCUCGAUGCGCUUCACGUCUGUCGAUGACAUGGCUCAGUCGUUCUCCUGUCUUUUGCUGCCCUAUAGCCGGGCUGUGUUUGACUGCUUACCCAAGCUCAUUGUGUUGGACUAUUCAGCUACGAUCAGCUGCUUUGUCGACCUAGCAUGGGUACCGCACUCACUUGCCAGAUUGUUAGUUCACAGACUUAUAUUCACGCUCAGCGCGCACAUUCGCUGUGUGGUGGAAAAGCAGCUCGACUCUCGCCAAGUACUGAGGUCCUCUGUUGGUGGUGAACUGCUGGAGGUCGCCGUCAUCACUCAGCUCAUGCUGGUAGCUGUGUGUGGCACGGACGUCAAGGUGCCCGAACAGUUCUGUCUUUUCGUCAGCCGUCACGCAGAGCACCUCCUGGAGAAAAGCAGAACGUCUCGUCACGUCUGCCUAACGCUGGCCCUGCUCUGCCAUGCGUCCACCUUGCAGCACCAGCCGCUGUUCACGGAGGUGCAGAGACAGCGACUGCUUCUGGCCGUCGUCGACGUCCACCGGAAAUUCAAAAUGUCUCUUCGAGUCCAGGCUAGUGCCCCGGGCGUGUCCCUUCUGAGCCGAACUGACUGCGUGACUGCCACUGGCUUGCCACUACCCAUCAUUGCACUGAUGGGACCCGAUGGCAAACAUAUGCCAUGGCCUACAAAGCAACCAUGUGACACAAGUAAGCCUGGAACUUCCAAUACUAGUAUGUCCUACGUUAUCCACGAAUCAGUGGACGAUCUGAAGAGAAUGUAUGGUGCUGCACGGUGCUUAGUCCUCGUGCCUUUCGACAACACUGCCGACUAUCUUCCUGAUUAUUUUCGCCGUGCGGUCUCAGCCAUGCUGGAGAAAGCGGGGUGGCUCAUUUCGUCAUCAUCUUUGCCAUUCCCAGUUGUGCCUCGCUCGAAUCCUGGAGAUAACAUGCCUGCUGCACCUUCGCCUACCCAAGUAGAUUCACAUUGGCAGCCGAAGAUGGAUGACGGCGACAUGGCCAGUCUGGUUGCAGUGCACGACCCUCACUCCGGAUCGCAGUCGUCCAGGCAAGCAACUGCAGACUAUGUGAAGACCGUGCCUGCUUCGCCUUCUCAGCCUGCAACGGGUCACUUCGUGGACAUGUGGCAGAAGCGCAAGACUCUUCAGAAGGGAGACAGCAGUGAUACAGGAGGCACACGCUUGCCUCACUUGCAGCAGCAGCACAAGCAGCAGCAGCAGCAACAACAGCAACAGCAACAGAAGCAACAACAACAACAACAACAACAACAACAACAACAACAGCAACAGGAACAGCAACAGCAACAGCAGCAACAACAACAACAACAACAACAACAACAACAACAACAACAACAACAACAACAACAACAACAACAACAACAACAACAACAACAACAGCAGCAGCAGCAGCAGCAGCAACGGCAACAGCAAUGGCAUCAACAACAGCAGUAUCAGCAGCAGCAGCAAAGGCAGCAUUUUCAUCACCACCAACAGCAGCGUCAUCAUGAUCAGCAGCAGCAGCAGCAACAGCAGCAGCAGCAUCAAUGGCUGCACCAGCAACUACAUUGGCAGAAGCGCAAGACUCUUCAGAAGGGAGACAGCAGUGAUACAGGAGGCACACGCCUGCCUCACUUGCAGCAACAGCACAAGCAGCAGCAGCAGCAACAACAGCAACAGCAACAGAAGCAACAACAACAACAACAACAACAACAACAACAGCAACAGCAACAGCAACAGCAGCAACAACAACAACAACAACAACAACAACAACAACAACAACAACAACAACAACAGCAGCAGCAGCAACGGCAACAGCAAUGGCAUCAACAACAGCAGUAUCAGCAGCAGCAGCAAAGGCAGCAUUUUCAUCAACACCAACAGCAGCGUCAUCAUGAUCAGCAGCAGCAGCAGCAACAGCAGCAGCAGCAUCAAUGGCUGCACCAGCAACUACACCAACAAUCACAUCAACAAUAUCAAUGGCCCCAGCCACGGCAAGAACGGCCUCGCCAGCAACAGAAAGAGCAUUCAGAACAACUGCAGCACCAUCAUGAGAGAUUGGCUGAGCAUCUCUGGCUAACGCACAAUGGUCAAGAAGCUAUGUCUGUGAGCAAAGACCAGGGAGCUGAAGAGAAGUUGUUUGCGGAUGUUUCUGUCAACCGACUGCCGCAUGACGCGUGGCACUGGGAUUCACUCAAAUCUCGGUUUGUCCUAACACCUAGGCCCUUAUAGCGUAUAAGAUCUUCCACAGCAUGAGUUCCUGUUCCUGGCUAAAGUUUUCCUGGAGUCUUGAGUACACUGUUUAUAUCGACUUCAUUUAUUUAUAAAUUUUUAUGUUUCUACGCUGCUGUUUUCACACGCUAUUUGGCUGUCGAAACACUAUUCUGUGCUGUUAGUUUGAGAGAGAAGUUGAAAAGUUGAAAGCAGAAAGGACUGCAUUUUCGUAUUCUUCGGGUUCAUUCUUCAUCUUGACAAUAUAGACACGAUGUAUGAUUAUUGAUACAUGUUUGUUAUAAGUGGAGUCGACUGUAUCAGA